UCUUCCCGCUGGUUAGCGCAAUGCAAAUGUGCUACAAACUGUUGACAUGGCCAAACCGAGCCAGCAGCAGAUUGACUGGACCAGAGAAGACCACAACUCGUUUCUCUCGAGUCUCCUCACGUUUUGGACGACUUCUUUCAACUCUUGUUUUACUCGUCGUGACCCAGGACAAAGUUGCAUUUCUGUUCGACUUGUUUGCUUAUCGUCUCUUCUGUUACUCGUCUCAUGUUUUCAUCUCGUGGGUCAGAGGUGCAAAGAUCAUGGAGGACAUCCUGAACAUGCUGUUACUUCCCUCUACUGUUUCCUUGGUAACUUGUGUGGGUUCACUGGAGCCAUUUUGUCCAGACAGCUGCACAUUCAAGUUUUUAUGGGGCUUAUCUCUGCUUCCCUGGAUAUGGUAAAUGUUAUCUCCUGGUGUUUUUGCAGGAACUUGCAAGCAGAGAGAAGGCAAAGAAUGAUCAAGAGGCGCAGGAGAUCUCACCUACUUGCAGUUUGUCUGCUGGCAGUACUCACAGGAGGUUUCCUGAAGUCAGGUGUCCUCCACAGUCCAGCAGCAGACGGGGUCUUCAGAGGGAGGAGGCUGCUUUAUGUUGCCCUGCAAAACAACACUGAAAUCUUGGGUUACACCCUUGGCCUGGUGUCUUUUGCCAUCACCUCUACCUCCAAGUUCCCCACACUUUACAGAGUCCACAGAGGAAAGACACUGUCAAGAUCUCAUAUUUUCUCUGGAGUGCUGUGUCUGCUGGCGGCUGCCCUUUAUGCUGCUGCCAUUCUUCACUACGAUACUCGGAUCAGCUUCCUCCUCAGGGUCAUGCCUUGGCUGCUGUCUGCAAUCUCUGGUGCCUCACUGGAUCUUCUUACUAUAGUCCUCCACUGGUGUCACUUGGGAACGAGGCAGCAGCCUAUGAUAUUUUCUGCAGAAAUGGAGAGCCUCCUCAGUGACUCAUACCAGGACAAAGCUGUCGGCAAGCAUCAUGGUAAACAGGGCAAAAAUUUCAAUUUGACCGAGAUGAGCCUCUAUAUGGACGUCAGUAUUGACACUACAAAACAAAUGUACCUCAGAGAGGCAACAGUGUGUGGGAAGGUAGUAGACACCAAGGUUCUGAGCAGGACAGGCCCAAUGUGGGAUUUUGAAGAGGGAAAUGCACAGUGGAGUGAACCAAAUGCAAAACCCCAAAAUGGAGAGGCGUUCCCCUUGCAAGAAUGGCCAAGCAACCCCAAACCUUUUAACAUACGCACCUAUGCCUCAUGUAUACUCCCUCAGAAUGGCGUGUCCUGUAACGAUUCUAUCAGCCAGUCCAAAUGAUGAAAAAAUGUCAUCACCAUGCACCUAAUCGGAUUACAUUGCAUGUGUUGUGUAUA
Messenger RNA from Hippocampus zosterae (dwarf seahorse), 1362 nucleotides. RefSeq names its product transmembrane protein 44 (gene tmem44). Lineage: Eukaryota; Metazoa; Chordata; Actinopteri; Syngnathiformes; Syngnathidae. The transcript is spliced from 10 exons. The record is from RefSeq and is a predicted model, not a curated record. Bases 47 to 1306 code for a protein of 419 amino acids.